Adineta steineri is the source of this 618-nucleotide messenger RNA. The record is from the annotation of a GenBank genome assembly. Lineage: Eukaryota; Metazoa; Rotifera; Eurotatoria; Adinetida; Adinetidae.
AUGUUCAACUGCUCAGCUGUUUAUGGUUUUGUAACAAUUAGUGUCAAUAGAUGUUUUGCUGUUGUGUAUCCACAGAAGAGAUUUUUCAAAAAACUAUCAUGGUGUUUCAUCUCAGCGGGUAUACAGUGGAUGCUGAGUUUUAUUUUACCUAUACCAAUUUUUUAUACGUGUUAUGAGGCGUUUAUGCAAGGUAAACUUCUAUGGACCCUGACAUGGAUAGGUCCCUAUGAGUUUUUCAUUGUAUUAGUAGUCCCUGCAGUUAUAUUUGCAAUUUCGAAUGGCAUCAUAUAUUUCACUGUACGAGCAUCCAGUCGUCGUGUUCACACCGUUGCAGCAAGCAUAUCGGGUAGUUCUACUACUGAAUGUUUAAGUUCACGAGACAUUCUUUUACUAAAACAUAUGGUUUUUGUUUUUAUCGUAUAUCUCACUGGAUGGUCACCAGUUUACAUUUCAGCAGCAGCUGGUGUAACUAAUGGUAUGCCAGCUUGGCUUUUCUAUCUCUUACAAUUACCAGCUGGAGUAAGUUUCAUGAUCCUUCUUCUGGAUCUGCUUUGGUACAAUCAUGAAGUCCGACAAUAUUUAAAAGAAAAAUUUGUCAGAUGGUUACAUAUACAAUGA